Molecule: messenger RNA, 1701 nt
Organism: Penicillium argentinense
Lineage: Eukaryota; Fungi; Ascomycota; Eurotiomycetes; Eurotiales; Aspergillaceae
Product: dicarboxylic amino acid permease agtA
Exons: 5
Coding region: 1-1701 (566 amino acids)
Biological process (GO): amino acid transmembrane transport
Cellular component (GO): membrane
Molecular function (GO): amino acid transmembrane transporter activity
Source: RefSeq, a predicted model, not a curated record
AUGGUGAUGGACGAAAAGAGCGAGGGCAUCUCCUCUGAGAUGCCUAUGCAGCACGAGGUCAGCCACGACAAGUUAGGAACGGCCGAGGAGGGUGGCCUGUCUGACCCCAACCAUGUCGAGCUUCAUCGUGCGCUUAAGGCGCGACACAUUACCAUGAUUGCUAUCGGUGGUGCGAUCGGCACGGGCUUGAUUAUUGGAACGGGCGAAGCGCUUGCAAAGGCUGGACCCGGCGCAAUCCUCAUCGCAUACGCAUGGGUCGGAUUCAUUGUUUACCUGGUAAUGUGCGCCCUCGGCGAAAUGGCAGCAUGGCUUCCUCUCCCCUCUGGAUUCACCGGUUACGCGGUCCGAUUCUGUGAUCCAGCGCUCGGCUUUACACUUGGAUGGACGUACUGGUUCAAAUACAUCAUUCUCUCGCCAAAUCAACUGACAGCCGGCGCCUUGGUCAUAUCAUACUGGAUCCCCACAGAAAAAGUCAACGCCGGCGUCUGGAUCACCGUCUUCCUGAUCCUAAUUGUCAGCAUCAACUACUUCGGCGUGAAAUUCUUCGGCGAAUUCGAAUUUUGGCUCUCCUCCUUCAAGGUCAUCGUCAUCCUCGGCAUCAUUCUCCUCUCCUUCAUCCUAAUGCUGGGUGGCGGUCCCGACCACGACCGCAAGGGAUUCCGAUACUGGAGAGACCCCGGCGCAUUCAACACCUACAUCAAAGAAGGUGACGCCGGCCGCUUCCUCGCAUUCUGGUCCACCAUGGUCUCCGCCACCUUCGCCUACCUCGGAACCGAGCUGGUCGGAGUUACAGUCGGCGAAGCGCAGAAUCCCCGCAAGACCAUCCCCCGCGCAAUCAAACUGACCUUCUAUCGUAUCUUGGUCUUCUACGUCCUGUCGGUCUUGCUAGUCGGCACCCUUGUCAAAUUCAACGACAAGAAACUCGCCUUCGCCAUCGGCGCCACCAGCUCAGCCGCCGCAUCCCCAUUUGUCGUCGCUAUCGAAAACUCCGGUAUUCCCGUCCUCUCACACAUCCUCAACGCAUGCAUUCUACUGUUCGUCUUCUCAGCCGCCAACUCGGAUCUCUACAUCGCAACCCGCACCCUCUACGGCCUCGCCCGCGAAGAUAAAGCACCAAAGAUCUUCGCCCGAACAGACAGCCGCGGCGUCCCCGUCUACUCACUGGCCAUCUGCUCCGUCAUCGCGCUACUGGCCUACAUGAACGUCAGCAACGACUCGCGGACCGUCUUCAAGUAUUUCGUUAACCUGGUUACCAUCUUCGGCCUGCUUACCUGGAUCUCGAUUCUGGUCACGCACAUUUACUUCAUUCGUGCGCGGAAAGCGCAGAACGUACCCGAUUCGGACCUGGCGUACGUCGCGCCUUUUGGGGCCGUGGGCUCUUACGGCGCGCUUGCUUUCUGCAUUCUUAUCGCAUUCACCAAGAACUAUGAUGUCUUCACGCAUAAUCCGAAGUGGGGCAAUUUCGACUAUAAGAAUUUCAUUACGGCGUAUCUUGGCAUUCCCCUCUAUUUGAUUCUGAUUACGGGGUACAAGCUUGUGACGAAGUGCAAGGGUGUUAAGCCGGAGGAGGCGGAUCUUUGGUCUGGGAAGGAUGAGAUUGAUCGUGAGGAGGCGGCUUAUCUUGCGCGAAAGAGCGCCGAGGCUGAGAAGCAUGCGCAGGCGGGCUGGUUCUAUCGGAAUUUUGUAUCGUGGCUUUUCUGA